CGCGUUCAUUAAUUACAUCAUCGUCUUCCUCAAGGUGUUGAACAAGACUUAUAGAUCAUCAAGGCACAAACGACAUGGAUCGCACACCAUCUUUGUCAACCGCCGGCAUACCAGCGAUAAUAUCCACCAGCUCGCAAUCUAGCCUCCAGUUGUCCGUACAUCCUCUCCCACUUCUGAACAUCUCGGAGCACUUUACGAGGACUUGUCUGCAAACCGACACUCCAUCGCCGCUGAUCGUCGGUGCACUGUUGGGAACACAAAACGGACGCGAUGUAGAGAUCCUCAACUCGUUUGAGCUUGUUAUUACUGGUCAUAAUGAGGCGGCCAUACUUGAUCGUGAAUUUACGGAAGUUCGCCGAGAACAGUACAAACAAGUCUUUCCCUCUCUUGACUUCUUAGGAUGGUACACCGUAUCUCCCUAUCCCACUGCUACCCAUCUCGCCAUCCACAGUCAAUUCGGAGCAUACAGCGAAUCCCCACUCUUCCUCGUUCUCUCGCCCACGGCGAUCACGAGUGCGAGCGAGGAUGUGCCGCUGGAUGCAUACGAGGCAGCUGUGGAGAUCGUCGAGCGCAAGAGCAGGACAGUACUUGUUGAGGUAGGGUGGAAGAUUGAGACGGGUGAGGCUGAGCGGAUUAGCGUGGAUUGGGUUGCGAGGGGAGGAGGGGAGGGAGGAGGGAGUCUCGUCUCGCAUCUUCAAACCCAGCGCGCAGCUAUUUCAAUGCUGCACGAGCGUAUCCUUCUACUCGUGCGCUACCUGAGUGGUGUCCUUAACGGCCAGGCCAAGAAGGAUCAUGACGCAAUUCGUGCAUUGUCGGCGCUCGUAGCGAGCCUCCCUGCCAGCCAACAUUUGGAAUUCAGGGAAGAAUUUGAUACUGAAUACGAAGAUGUACAGCUCACGUCGUAUCUUGCUACCCUUACGAAGACUGCCAGCACGCUGAAUGACCUGGUGGACAAGUUCCUUAUCGCGACCGCAAACAAAGAGUCAGGACGAGAGGGCGGUCCGGGUGGAUCAAUGCACGGAGGACGAGGCUUGGGCGGAGUUGGGCGUGGGCGGAUGGGCAGUGGAUUUGCCUACCCCCGACCGGAGGAUACAUGGAUGCGCCAGACAGCACGGGUAUACGACUGAUUCCUUAUUGGCUGCAUGGGUAAGUGCCUAGAGUGCUCUUUC
Dacryopinax primogenitus is the source of this 1169-nucleotide messenger RNA. Its product is annotated as Mov34-domain-containing protein. The transcript has 7 exons. NCBI's taxonomy places the organism in Eukaryota, Fungi, Basidiomycota, Dacrymycetes, Dacrymycetales, Dacrymycetaceae. The coding region runs from base 75 to 1127 and encodes 350 amino acids. The record is from RefSeq and is a predicted model, not a curated record. Gene Ontology annotation, molecular function: protein binding; metallopeptidase activity. Gene Ontology annotation, biological process: protein deneddylation. Gene Ontology annotation, cellular component: COP9 signalosome.